Messenger RNA from Cetraspora pellucida, 143 nucleotides. NCBI's taxonomy places the organism in Eukaryota, Fungi, Glomeromycota, Glomeromycetes, Diversisporales, Gigasporaceae. The record is from the annotation of a GenBank genome assembly.
AUGAAAAUUCUUUUAGAUAUAAGUGAGAUAAAGAUAGAAAUUACAAAUCAAGAAUCUGAAAAUAAUUUUCUAAAUAAUGAGGUUGCAAAAAUUAUUGUAGAUUUGUUAUCAAAUAAUAAUCUUGAAGCUUCUAAAAUAGCCCA